Exophiala xenobiotica is the source of this 3627-nucleotide messenger RNA. RefSeq lists its product as uncharacterized. The transcript has 2 exons. Gene Ontology annotation, molecular function: protein serine/threonine kinase activity; ATP binding; protein tyrosine kinase activity. Bases 632 to 3073 code for a protein of 813 amino acids. Gene Ontology annotation, cellular component: nucleus; cytoplasm. The record is from RefSeq and is a predicted model, not a curated record. Gene Ontology annotation, biological process: peptidyl-threonine phosphorylation; peptidyl-serine phosphorylation. Lineage: Eukaryota; Fungi; Ascomycota; Eurotiomycetes; Chaetothyriales; Herpotrichiellaceae.
AUCCGAUCGGACAAAGCCAGCCGAUUCUUCUCUUCACCAGAACAGCAUUUUCUCAUUUGUACGCUGACUAGGUAUAAGAUUGGUGCUUCAUUUCUCUCUGUCAAGGUCUCUGUUUACAUGGUCUUUGGUUUGAAGCAUCAACCGCCAGCUCUUCCUACGUCUCCACCGCUGAUUGCACUGUCCACUACUGAACCACAAUCAUCCUCUGCCACGAAACCCAACUUAACUGCGCCCUAAACCCUCAGCCUCCUUUCAACUUAUGAGAGCUCGCACAAAGGCCAAUUUGGUUCAUCAUGGCUUUCUGUUGAGCCUUUGAUCCUCACUGACCAUGCGUCGACUCUCACCACGAAUCUCUCAGUCUCGUUCGACUGCGCUUACGCAACCCGUCAACCACCCCUCUCUCCCACACCAAAAGCGGUCACUUCGAUCCUGAUCUACACACCUCAUUCUGCCUCCCGGUUGCGAAUCACGACUGCUGGUCAGCUGCUUUACCUCGCUGGUGCGAUUUCCUAUGCUCCAGCAGCAUUCUGCGCCUCAAUUUCAGCCCUGACGCGGUGCCACCUAUUCACAGAGAGCGUAGUCAAGCUUGAAGAUUGUGGUUUCCAAGAGUAGCAGAUCUAGCUGAGCAGCGAUGUCACUUAACAACACACCUGCGACUCACUCGCAGCAGUACGAGCACAAUGGUGAAGUCGACGUCCCCAUGGAAGACGCGGAUCCUUACAAUCGAGCGAAAUACCCUCCUCGUCCCGCUCAUCAACACAGACUAUCUGCGCAAUACCUCCCCGAGAUAUCUUCGGCGGCUCAGCGGUACUCCCCCAUGAAUGCUCAACCUACGGGAGCUGCAUACCCGGCGAGCCCCAAAAUGCAGAACACUAGCAAUUUCUCCUACCUCAAUCAACCGCAGCCUUCGCGACAGUCUCCGACACGCCAGGGAAGCUAUAACUCAGAUCCUUAUGCUGAGCCUCCUACGCCUACCAGAUAUUCAUCCAACUAUUCGUCUGGGCUGCCAAAUUCUGACCUGAGCCCCGAGUCCUACUAUCCUCUCAAUGCAAGUGCCACGCGCCCCGCCCCUCCCUCGAGACAGCCUUCGCAGGGCCCUGGGCCAGUUCCCAGGUUCAGAAAAGUCAAGACAAUGCAGGAUAUCACACCGAGAGUCAACGCGCAGCCACCCUAUCGUAGGGCAAAUCCAGAGGGAGGAUUCAUCAGUCCGCUGCAGGCCCUCACCACAUAUCUGCCAUCCACGUACAGGAUCUGCAAUCCCAAUUUUAAAUACGAGUCCUCAAGAAAUCCUAGGCGGGUCUUAACAAAACCGAGCAAAGGCACCAAGAAUGAUGGCUACGAUAACGACGAUAGCGACUACAUCCUCUACGUCAACGAUAUCCUGGGAAGCGAAGAGGCGGGCCAUAAGAAUCGCUACCUGAUUCUGGAUGUGCUAGGGCAGGGAACGUUUGGCCAGGUAGUCAAAUGUCAGAACCUGAGAACGCAAGAAGUGGUGGCGGUCAAAGUCAUCAAGAACCGGACAGCUUAUUUCAACCAGAGCAUGAUGGAAGUUUCGGUCCUGGAUUUGCUAAACCAGAAACUUGACAAGAACGACGAUCACCACCUUUUACGCCUAAAAGACACGUUCAUCCAUCGACAGCAUUUGUGCCUCGUGUUCGAGCUGCUCAGCGUCAAUUUGUACGAAUUGAUCAAGCAGAACCAAUUUCGAGGUCUCAGCACGACACUGGUUCGUGUCUUCGCGCAACAAUUGCUGAACGGGCUUACUUUGUUGAACAAGGCGCGCCUCAUACAUUGUGAUCUGAAACCAGAAAACAUCCUCCUCAAGAAUCUCGAAAGCCCGAUCAUCAAGAUCAUCGACUUUGGAUCGGCGUGUGAUGAAAGACAGACAGUCUACACAUACAUCCAAUCUCGAUUCUAUCGUUCACCAGAAGUGUUAUUGGGAUUGCCCUACUCCUGUGCCAUUGACAUGUGGUCUCUUGGGUGUAUUGUUGUUGAGCUGUUUCUGGGACUGCCGCUUUUCCCAGGGUCAUCUGAAUACAAUCAAGUGUCACGAAUUGUCGAAAUGCUAGGCAUGCCCCCAACGUGGAUGUUGGAGAUGGGAAAGCAGUCUGGGGAAUUUUUCGAGAAGACCACGGAUGAAUUCGGCCGUCGUACGUAUCGGCUAAAGAGCAUGGAACAGUAUUCCCGUGAGCACAACGUCAAGGAACAACCAAGCAAAAAGUACUUCCAGGCCACGACACUACCUGAGAUCAUUCGCAGCUAUUCAAUGCCUAGGAAGAAUAUGAAGCCAGCUGAAAUUGAGAGAGAAAUGAACAACCGCGUUGCUUUCAUUGACUUUGUCCGAGGUCUUCUGAACAUCAAUCCACUGGAACGGUGGUCGCCCCAACAAGCGAAGCUGCAUCCUUUUAUCACUCAACAGAAGUUCACUCAGCCAUUUGUCCCGCCCAUGAACUUGAAAUCUCCAUCGAGCAAAACUCCUGCGCCAGGCGUGCAGCAGCAACAGCAGGCUGAAGCUCUAAGCAAACAAAGAGCUGCUCAAGCAGCACAAGCUCAGGCCCACGCUCAAGCUGCACAGGCACAAGUCCAGGCCCAAACUGUGGCCCAAUCCGCGUAUGCCAUGCAAAUGAGCCCAUAUCCUCAAACACAGCCUCCACCCAUGUACAAUGCUAUGUACCCUGCUCAUCAGCAAGGCGCUCCACCCCCAUAUCCAACGCACACGACAAAUUACGCACCUCAAAUGGGUAUGAUGCCGCAGCAAAACCCACAGAUGAAUCCUAGCCAUUACAACCACCAACAGAGCUUGUAUGCACAGGCUACGCAAAGAGCAGGCCGACAGCGUGCUUCGACUAUGGAUCAACAACAAGCAGGGAUCCCACCCACCAUUCAGCGAGUGGCUAGCCAUCUCGACCCAAAUCAGCCCAUCAGACUCCAGCCAAGUCCGGCUUAUUACCCACCGCCAGCUGAUGGUUAUGUUGAUUCUCCAUCGACCGCUCGGAGACGCGGCAGUCGCAACCAAAGAAAUCGUGAUUUCAUCCGCACUCUGGAAGACGGCGCCAUGAAUCAAUGGCAUUGAAAUGGGAAGAAUUAGGUUGGCGCUGAGCCAUGUUCUCAAUCCCAACGGCGGGGCCUUGCCCGUCCUAUAUUGACCAGAAGGGGCUUUGAAAGUGUAUAUGUGGCGCACGACUGCGAAGACUAAAAUUGGUCACUCUUCAAGACUAUGGUCCGGCUCGCAAGUUUCUGGCCGACUACACGGUGUGUCCCUCGCUAAGCCCGACCGAGGUGCAUCUUAAUGGAAGACAAGACUUCAACGACCAUUUAGGUGGUUCUGUGAUCAAGAUCUAAGCUACGAAAAGCUACGAGCACAGUGAUGAUGAAAUGAAAACGUGGCCUGCCCAUAAGAUUGGACUCUCGAAUUUUUUUUUGAGGAAGCUACACCGUUAUCUGUGGCGGUAUUGGCAAGGAGGGAAUGGCCUAGACGUCUGACAGUUAUGUACAGAGGUCUGAUUCAAACGAUUGGGAGACAUCGUGAGAGUGCGGAGGUCGCCAUAGCAUUUGAGGAAUUUUGGGCCUUGUACCAUAAACAUAUGCUUCUGUCACAACACGAUCCGACACAAUUGGGAAAUCGUC